AUGCACAUUUCGCUACAGCAGAAUGCAUCGUCGCCAAUACCAUUACCACCGCAGUUGUUGGACCCUCCGGUGGACCAAGACCUCAACUUCGUGGACCUGGAGCUGAUACACAACUACACCACUGCUGUCUACAUGACAUUGUCGACGGAUCCGCUGGUACGCCAAAUGUGGAGGGUGUCUGUGGUCCGGCUGGCUCUCAAAUGUGACUACGUGAUGCGAACACUGCUGUCCAUAUCGGCGUUACACCUGGCCCAUCAACGGCCAGAACGCAAGGAGGCACUUGUGGCUAGAGCGUUGUUGUACCAUCGUCUUGCAAGUCGUGAAGCAAUGGGGCUGAUGAGCAGCUUGGAUGAAAGGAACGCUGAGAACCUGUUUCUCUUCUCUCUGUUGACAAUAUUCUUCGCUCUGGCAUCUGGGCGCUACCUUAAAGAAUCAGCCGUCGUCUGGGAAUCCGCUUUUCCAGACUGGACUUUCCUACUCUCGGGUGCAUGUUCGCUCAUAAAACUCUUGAACGCGAGGAUAUACGACGGACCUCUGCUACCUAUCAUUCGGUACGCGACGGAAAGGUUCUUCACGGCCCGAGACGAGACUUCGGCACACCCAGAGAAUCUCGAAAAUCUCAGGAAGCUCAUUGGCAGCAAUUGUCGGGACGAGAACCUAUUAGAUAUCUACAACUACGCCAUCGACGAGUUACGACACCCUCUCUCGCUCGCGCUGAACGGUGGCGGCCAUGGCAUGGAUAUUAUGGACAUGUUCAUCUGGAAGUACUUUGUCGCGGAGGAUUUUCUGCCCUUGCUGAAGACACCUGAGACGAACCAGGAGGCCGUUGUUAUUUAUGCUCACUUUUGCAUUGUCUUGGGCAAACUCGAGAGCCAGUGGUGGUUGCAAGGAUGGGCAAAGCAUCUGAUAUCUCAGGCCUGGGCGUUGCUUGACGAGAGGUACAAGCCCUGGAUACAGUGGCCGAUGGAGGAGUUAGGGUGGGUGCCACCACAAUAG
Molecule: messenger RNA, 996 nt
Organism: Colletotrichum siamense
Lineage: Eukaryota; Fungi; Ascomycota; Sordariomycetes; Glomerellales; Glomerellaceae
Product: Sterol regulatory element-binding protein ECM22
Exons: 2
Coding region: 1-996 (331 amino acids)
Biological process (GO): regulation of transcription by RNA polymerase II
Molecular function (GO): DNA-binding transcription activator activity, RNA polymerase II-specific
Source: RefSeq, a predicted model, not a curated record